Messenger RNA from Astyanax mexicanus (Mexican tetra), 2144 nucleotides. Its product is annotated as MAPK/MAK/MRK overlapping kinase. The record is from RefSeq and is a predicted model, not a curated record. NCBI's taxonomy places the organism in Eukaryota, Metazoa, Chordata, Actinopteri, Characiformes, Acestrorhamphidae. Gene Ontology annotation, biological process: intracellular signal transduction; protein phosphorylation. The coding region runs from base 472 to 1791 and encodes 439 amino acids. Gene Ontology annotation, cellular component: cytoplasm; nucleus. Gene Ontology annotation, molecular function: protein serine/threonine kinase activity; ATP binding. The transcript is spliced from 12 exons.
GGACUUUUCAUGAUGCUGUGCAGCAUGUUAACAACGGCGGAAUUUAUACAGGUCGUAUUUUUUUUUCUUUUAUGAGAUAUGAAUUGGUUUUGAUAUUUGAGAAAGAUUUGCCAUCUGCCAUGUUGGUUAUUAGAAGCUAGAUAAAUAAUUACAAAUAGCCAGCUCAAACCACCAGUAAAUGAGCUAGGUUUACUAACCCUAUAGGGAAGAAACGUGCAUUGUUCGCUUACAAGGUUAAAUCACUAUUACAAUAACUUAUAUCAGAUCGUGCUAAUAAUAAAAUGCAGUUUAUUCAAUUGUGGUGAUGGAGAGCUGAAAGAGAAAAGUUGAGAUUUCUCUCAUUAAACGGAAUUUAACGGAAGGAGUAGUAUUUUUCUUACAGUAUUACAGCACAGACAUGCAGCUAGAGGUCGAAAAAAAGAAUUUGCCCGUGUAUUUGGUCUAUUGAUCAUCUCGAUUGUGCUGGAUCUGAUGGAGGUGGUGGAGAAGAAGAAGCAGUGGGAGUCGGAUCAGGCGCUCAGCAGCUCCCUCGCUCUGAGAGGUUACAAAAUAAUCAAGAAGAUCGGAGAAGGGACGUUUUCUGAAGUGGUAAAAGUACAAAACCUCAAAAAUGGGAAGCACUAUGCCUGUAAAACAAUGAAGCAGAGCAUUAACAGCCUGGAACAGGCACACAACCUCCGUGAAGUUCAGGCAAUGAAGAGACUGAGCCCACACCCUAAUAUACUGCAGCUGCACGAACUAAUAUUUGACCCGGACACAAGGACCUUGUCUUUAAUAUGUGAACUAAUGGAGAUGAACAUCUAUGAGUUGAUUAGAGGUAGGCAAUAUCCAUUAACGGAAAACAAAGUCAAACACUACAUGUAUCAGCUUUGUAAAGCUCUGGAUCACAUGCACAGCAACGGAAUUUUCCACAGAGAUGUGAAACCAGAAAAUAUCUUAAUCAAACAUGAUGUGUUGAAGCUGGCAGACUUUGGCUCCUGCAGGAGUGUGUAUUCCAAACCACCUCAUACAGAAUACAUCUCUACACGGUGGUACAGAGCUCCAGAAUGUCUACUCACAGAUGGCUACUACUCUUUAAAAAUGGACAUAUGGAGUGCAGGCUGUGUUUUCUUUGAAAUCAUGAGUUUAAACCCCUUGUUUCCAGGAAGCAAUGAAGUGGAUCAAGUGUCCAAGAUUCAUGAUGUUUUGGGAACACCAGAGAGCAUGGUCCUUCAAAAGUUCAAGCAGUCCCGUUCAAUGCACUUUGACUUUCUGCCUCGGAAAGGCUGUGGGCUCUCUCAGCUGGUCCCUCGGUGCUCGGCGCCUAGUCUGUCUCUGCUCUACCAAAUGUUGGCUUACGAUCCAGACGAACGCAUAAGCGCUCGAGUAGCAUUGCAGCACACCUGCUUCAGAGAACUGCGGUUGGGGGAAAGGAGAGCAGUGGGUCUUCAAAGGAAUAUUGGGACUGUGGAUGCAGACACCAGUUCUACUCCCAGCUCUGUGGAGCACUUGUGGCGUAUCGCACGCCAGGGUAGACGACAGCAACUCAAGCAUAUCACUGACCCCCUCAGCAGGCGUAUGCUCCAUUAUCCAAUGGAGCUGCCCAAACUGAACGUGGUACUGCCUGCCCCGAAAAUCCCCUAUCCGGUGCCCAGCCUACCAGCUCUUACCAUACCACAUCGAGGGUCUCUGCCAGCCAUCAAUUCCAAAAAGUGCCAUUCUCACUCAACCAAGCCCAGGGAAGAUGCACACCGAUCAUCUUUGAAGAGCUACUACAUGCCCCCUCUGGAAAGGAAAAGAGGACACUACUGAAGUUCAGCUUCUGAGUGCAUGACAGACUAUUCUCACAUGCAGCUAGGGGUAGGAAACAGCAAGGGUGAAGUUGAAUGCUGAAGUGCAUCCACACUGUGGAAACUUAAGUUCGCUGCUUAUAAACAACUAAACGAACUGAAAUAAAUGACUUGUUUUACACUUCUUUAUAAACCACAGUUAAAAUAUUUGAAGUAUUUGUAAUUUGGAAACAAUGUUAAAGGAGACAGUGGCUUGGUUUUCAUAUGUAAUUCAACUACUGUCUACUUAAUAGAGAAAAAUGUCUUUAAGAGCGUUUAUUGGUUACUGUACUGGUUGGAGUUACACUUUAAAAGUGAGAUGUAAAGCAAUGACAA